This is a messenger RNA of Rosa chinensis, 780 nucleotides long. Its product is annotated as putative F-box protein At3g29830. The coding region runs from base 3 to 635 and encodes 210 amino acids. Lineage: Eukaryota; Viridiplantae; Streptophyta; Magnoliopsida; Rosales; Rosaceae. The record is from RefSeq and is a predicted model, not a curated record. The transcript has 3 exons.
CAAUGGCUGUGUUUGAUAUCGAAGCUGGGGAGUUGGAAGAGGCCUACCUUGACUUUGGACUCGAGUAUGAAGGCAACGAAGGAAUGGGGGAUCUCCUCUAUCAACUCCUCCACCAACUUCCUGUUAGAACACUCACAGUAUGCACGUAUAUGCUUCAGGUUCUGCCAUUGGAACUGAUAUCCAAUGGUGUAACUCCUGUCUUCGGGGUGGCGAAGUUAACUCUGAGGACCGCAAUGCUCAGUUGUGAGCAGAAAGGGGUCAAGUAUCUCCUCAGAAGUUGCCCUGUCUUGCAAGCUUUGACCAUCCAAAUAGUCCCUCAGAGACUAGUUGAUCUUGAUGAAGGUCAACCGGAUGAUGUACGUCAUGUAUGGACUCUAAAUGCACUGGAGUACCAUUGUAUAAACCAAACAUUGAGAGUUGUACAGGUGAAAGGUUACACAGGUACGAGACACGAAAUUGGCUUUCUGAAGUAUCUCUUUUGCCGUGGCCGUGUGCUCGAAAAACUUCAUAUUAGUAUCGGCGAGGAGCUUUUGAACCAGAGGAGUAUUGCUGAAAAUCGGCAACUUGUAAUUCAAACAUUUCAAGGUUUGAGAAGAGCUUCAAAUAAUCUCCGAAUAAAUACAUAUGGUAGAUGAUCGAUGGGCGCAGCUAGUUUGCCGUGGAGUUUGUUGUUGUUGCACUAAUACUAUAUGAUAAUAAAGACUAGUAUUGUAUGAACAAUUUAUAUCUUGUAUUUCGUUCGCAUGAUGGUAAAAGAUUGUACUAUUACAUGUACAAUUU